CGGGCCACCAUUUUCUUCCUGGCUCUUCACUUCUUCAGUUUGUGUGUUCUCUUCAUUCUUCACGGCUUCGCCCUCAUACCUGGCUGCUUCUUCUAUCCGGAGAAGCUUCUAGAAACACCAUCUCCGAUCCAUCAGCCCAGCCAGGCCUACCUGCUGGUGGAGGUCGACACGGCGUGCUGUUCCGUGCCGCUUCCUUAGCGGUCGCGCGACGCGAAGGAUGCUGGCGUCCAGGGUCUGGUCUAGGUCCGCGCCGCAGUCCUCGCGCGCCUUGGCUUCCGCAGCGGCCUCGGCGGCGAGGUCCGGCAUGCAGCUCUCGCAGGCUCCUCCCGGUCUCGCAGAGCGGCCCUGCGCCGGGAUAGCUGAGGCUGAUGCGCCGCCGCUGUGCUCUUCUUCAGGCGAUUCACGAGGAGAACAUGCCUGCAGAAGACGCACAUAUCAAAGACAUCCAGUGUCUAAUCGAGCCACGCCUGUCGGAGGGAACCGUCAUGUUCUUUAUGCAAGUUAUCUUUCACAGAACCAACAGAACUACAGAUCUUUUUCGGCUUCGUCCGACCAAGAAAGGAUAGAAGCUGCAAACAGGUUCCAGAUAAUACAUGGUCUGCCAAGGUGUGUGAAAAUUGUAGAAGUUGGGCCUCGAGAUGGACUGCAGAACGAAAAAAAUACAGUGCCAACACCUGUAAAGAUUGAGCUCAUAAAGAGAUUGGUAACCUCUGGAUUAUCAGUUGUUGAGGCAACAAGUUUUGUCUCCCCAAAAUGGGUGCCACAGCUAGCUGAUGCGAAGGAUGUUAUGGAAGUGGUUCGGAAUAUUACGGGUGUAAGCUUUCCUGUAUUGACUCCAAACCUCAAGGGAUUUGAAGCAGCAGCUGCAGCAGGUGCCAAAGAAGUUGCAAUAUUUGCGUCAGCUUCUGAAGCAUUUUCAAAGUCAAACAUAAACUGUUCAAUUAAAGAGAGCCUUGUCCGCUAUAAUGAUGUUGCUCUUGCAGCACAAAAGCGAGAAAUUCCUGUACGAGGGUAUGUUUCUUGUGUGGUUGGAUGCCCAGUAGAAGGAUCAGUACCACCUUCAAAUGUAGCUUAUGUUGCCAAAGAGCUUUAUGACAUGGGCUGCUACGAGGUUUCGCUUGGUGAUACGAUUGGAGUUGGUACCCCAGGCACAGUUGUACCAAUGCUUGAGGCAGUUAUGUCCGUCGUUCCCGUGGAAAAGCUUGCUGUCCAUUUCCACGACACCUACGGGCAGUCUCUUUCAAACAUCCUCGUCUCUCUCCAGAUGGGUAUUAGUGUCGUGGACUCCUCCGUCGCAGGCCUUGGUGGCUGCCCAUAUGCGCAGGGCGCAUCAGGGAAUGUUGCUACUGAAGACGUAGUGUACAUGCUGAAUGGGUUGGGGAUCAAGACAGGCGUCGAUCUAAGCAAGGUAAUCGCAGCCGGCGAGUUCAUCUGCAAGCAUCUGGGGCGCCAGUCUGGGUCCAAGGCAGCUACUGCCUUGAGCAAGGUUACCGCGAGCGCCUCAAAGCUAUGAGGUUGCUCUUAGUGCUGUUACUCUGUAACAUCAUAAUGCUGUGCCCGUUUAUUGUAUGUCGUGAUCCCCUGUUGCAGAAGAUACAUGUACAGUACCAAUGCAGAAAGUACGUAAAUGAAUAAAUGGUGCAUUUUGCUAAA
This is a messenger RNA of Aegilops tauschii subsp. strangulata, 1653 nucleotides long. RefSeq lists its product as uncharacterized. Gene Ontology annotation, molecular function: hydroxymethylglutaryl-CoA lyase activity. The record is from RefSeq and is a predicted model, not a curated record. NCBI's taxonomy places the organism in Eukaryota, Viridiplantae, Streptophyta, Magnoliopsida, Poales, Poaceae. Gene Ontology annotation, biological process: L-leucine catabolic process; ketone body biosynthetic process.